AUGUUUCAGUCAAACUUCAACAGUAAUGAUGCAAAAGAUGAUUGGAUUAAUGAAAUAGAUGAGGAUGAUGAUGAUGAUGACACGUUUGAAUACCUUUACCCAACUUCAGCUAGAUCUCAAAGUGGUCCUUCAAAAACCUCAACAUCGAUAAAAAAGGGAGCUCAAAAAGUUGACAAUGUGCCUAAUAAAUCACUAUCCAAACCACCAGCAGAAACACCGACUUCAUCAUCUCAGUCUCCCAAACUUCUCAGGGUUUAUCCACCGCGUCAACAAAGUUCAUAUGCUACUAACUGUGGAUAUCCGUUUAUCAAAAGAGGAAAGUUCAAAGGAUUCUAUGAUGAUAGAAGAUACAGAUGUGCUUUCAGCAACUUUGAUAUCAACAGGUGCAACCAUUCCAAUUGCUAUUGUCUUCAUACCCCCAUUGUGCCGUCCCCUUUGAAGUACCAACGCUUAGACUUUAUGAGUACCAUUGAUGAAGCCGAUGGUGAUAUUGAUGAAGAACACACAGAUAAUAAUGGUGACGAUGCUAGACAGGAUGAACAAAAUUCAAAUGAUAGCAGAUCCUUGAGUUCUCAAUUUAAAAAGAAUAGGUAUAAGUUGUCACGAGUGAAACAUAGGUCUGAUGAUCCAAAAAGUAAUCAUGAAAAAAGCCCCUUUAAUGCAAGUGAUGCUGGCUCUGUAUCUGAAAAGCUUUCCAAACAGCAUCAAUUAGACAUCAUCAUUUGA
Messenger RNA from Hansenula anomala, 726 nucleotides. RefSeq lists its product as uncharacterized. The transcript has 2 exons. The coding region runs from base 1 to 726 and encodes 241 amino acids. NCBI's taxonomy places the organism in Eukaryota, Fungi, Ascomycota, Saccharomycetes, Phaffomycetales, Wickerhamomycetaceae. The record is from RefSeq and is a predicted model, not a curated record.